AUCAUGGCAAAAUCAUCUGACUUGUGAACCGAAUCUUCAAAGGUGCGAGGGGAAGUGAAGAAAAUGGAUGGUCACAGUAAACCCAACCACGCCUCGAGAUUCCAGUGGCUUUCGUUUGCCUACCAGGGUCUGACAGAGAUCCCUUAUGACAACAUACUGAAACAGACGGACAGUCUGGAGGUGCUGGACCUGAGUUACAAUCUGCUGGACGAUCUUUAUUGGAACCCGGCUCUGCUUGGUCAGCUGGAGAAGCUCAGCACGCUGAUCCUGGACUGUAACAACUACACGUCGCACGUCAAGUUCCCCUACAUGGCCAGCGUGACCACGCUGUGCAUCAACAAGAACAAGAUCAACAACCUGCCUGUGUUUGUGGAGGAAAUCAGGCGCAAGUUCCCAAACAUCAGGAUCCUCAGCAUGAUGAACAACGAGGCAGCACCUAGUUAUUUUAACGGAGGAAGUCUGACCCAGUACAAAGAUUAUAGACAGUACGUCGUCAGUCAGAUCCCAGGUCUGGAGAUCCUGGACGACACCGAGGUCCUGGAGAAGGAAAGAGCUCAGGCUCGUAAAACCUACAGACUGCAGCGUCAGAGCAGGAACAGCAGCAGGAAGAGGAGGGAGAAGGACGAGUCCUCCAGGAGACGCACGCACAUGCAGAAAAAGUCUCAUACUGUCAUAAGACAAUAGCUCAUACACACUAUAGUUUUAUUUUAGUAUUUUAGAAUCACAGAGUCACUGUGAGUUUUGCAGGUUUAUAGCAAGACAUUUAACAAAGUCUGACUUUACAGGUAUUAACAACAUCAAUUUGUGACUUUUUAACGUCUUUAAUUACAUAUGUUUUACCUGUUUUGCAGAAUACAUGUCUAAAAAUCCAAAACCACGUGUUAACGCAGUCAAAAUCUGCUGUUUUUGUUAGUAUUCAAAUCCAAACACCAGCAACACAUUAAAAAUGAAAAUAAUCUAUAUUCAUUUUCUUAUUUCAUGUGGAUAUAUAUUUCUUAUAUCAACAUGAAAAGUGUUUGGUCAUCACAUUAAAAACUGCUUAAGAUUACACAACUGUUACGUUGCAGGAUUACUACAUGGUGUUACCACUAGAGGGCAGCAACGUUCAGUAGAAAUCUCUCAUUGCAUCCAACUUCCUACAGUCUAUGGGAUUUCCUGUUUCUGGGUUUAAAUGAGCGUCUAUAAGAGUUUGAGCUUGUGGAUUAAACUGCAAAACUAAGAGAAAUCAUGGGAUGAGAUUAUUGGAGAAACAUUGAGUAAAAAAAAGUCAGAUGACCUCCUCUGUUUGUUGUUUUUCACACACACAAGUCCACCUCAGAAUAUUCAUGACUCAUAUUAGUGUGUGUGUAAAACAAAUUUUCUUCUCUUCAAACAUUAUUUACAUAUAGUUUACUGAAUUAAUUUGUCUCCAAACCACACAUUGUAGUCUUUAUUUAAUAAAAGUGAACAUUAAAUAAAUGUGUUAAUAAAAACG
This is a messenger RNA of Solea solea (common sole), 1474 nucleotides long. Its product is annotated as leucine-rich repeat-containing protein 72. The transcript has 4 exons. The record is from RefSeq and is a predicted model, not a curated record. Lineage: Eukaryota; Metazoa; Chordata; Actinopteri; Pleuronectiformes; Soleidae. Bases 64 to 684 code for a protein of 206 amino acids. Gene Ontology annotation, molecular function: protein binding.